Melospiza georgiana is the source of this 1347-nucleotide messenger RNA. Its product is annotated as acyl-CoA (8-3)-desaturase-like. The coding region runs from base 1 to 1347 and encodes 448 amino acids. The transcript has 12 exons. Gene Ontology annotation, biological process: lipid metabolic process. The record is from RefSeq and is a predicted model, not a curated record. NCBI's taxonomy places the organism in Eukaryota, Metazoa, Chordata, Aves, Passeriformes, Passerellidae. Gene Ontology annotation, cellular component: membrane. Gene Ontology annotation, molecular function: oxidoreductase activity, acting on paired donors, with oxidation of a pair of donors resulting in the reduction of molecular oxygen to two molecules of water.
AUGGCUCCACAGACUGGCCCCAGCGAGAAGGAGACGGGACCUGUUCCAGCCUUUCCACAGCUUUUCACCUGGGAAGAGAUCGGGAUCCGCAACGGCCGCGGGCAGGGCCGGGAGCAGUGGCUGGUGGUUGACAGGAAGGUUUAUGAUGUCAGCCAGUUUUCCAAGAGGCAUCCCGGGGGCAGCCGGGUUAUCAGCCACUAUGCCGGGCAGGAUGCCACGGAUGCCUUCGUGGCAUUCCACAACGACAAGAGCCUGGUGAAAAAGUACUUGAAAUCUCUGCUGAUUGGAGAGCUGGCACCUGAUCAACCCAGCUUUGAGUCCAAUAAAAAGAAAUCCCUCUUGGAGGAUUUUCGUGAGCUGCGCUGCACCAUUGAGAAGAUGGGACUUCUGAGGCCCAAUUACUUCUUCUUCUUCCUGAUUUUCCUUCACCUCCUGGUGCUGGAUGCUGCAUCCUGGCUCGUGCUCUGGUACUUUGGCGUAUCCCUGGUGCCUUUCCUGGCUGGCAUGGUGUUCUUCACCACUGCCCAGAUCCAGAUGGGCUGGUUCCAGCACGAUCUGGGGCACUGCUCUGUCUUCAGGAAGCCCAGGUGGAAUCGUCUCCUGCAGAUCGUGGUGAUAAACAUGCUGAAGGGGCUGCCUGCCAGCUGGUGGAACCACCUGCACAACCAGCACCACGCCAAGCCCAACUGCUUCCGCAAGGACCCCGACCUCAACAUGCACCCGCUGCUCUUCAGCCUGGGAAAGACCCUCUCCAUGGAGCUUGGAAAGCAGAAGAAGAAGUUCAUGCCUUACAAUUACCAGCACAAGUAUUUCAUCUUGCUGGCCCCACUCGCCAUCAUACCCUUCUUCCAGCUGUCGACAAUCUACUUUGCAAUCAAGAGGAAAAAGUGGUUGGACCUGAUAUUGGUUGUGACUUUCAACAUCCGAGUUUGCCUCAUGUAUGUUCCUUUAAUGGGAUUUAAAACCUUCAUGAUAUACUACUGGCUGUCCAGGUACCUUGAGAGUAGCUGGUUUAUUUGGGUGUCCCAGAUGAACCACAUCCCAAUGAACAUUGAUUAUGACAAGAACAAAGACUGGGUGUCUACUCAGCUCCACGCAACCUGCAACGUGAACCAGUCUGUGUUCAAUGACUGGUUCACUGGGCACCUGAACUUCCAAAUCGAGCAUCACCUGUUCCCCACCAUGCCUCGGCACAACUACUGCAAAGUGGCUCCCCUGGUGAAGAGCCUCUGUGACAAGCACGGCAUUGAGUACAAAACCAAGCCUUUGCUGACAGCCUUUGUAGACAUUUUGCAUUCCCUGAAGGAUUCUGGGGAGCACUGGCUGGAAGCAUAUCUGCAUGGAUAG